Messenger RNA from Boeremia exigua, 2998 nucleotides. Its product is annotated as P-loop containing nucleoside triphosphate hydrolase protein. The record is from RefSeq and is a predicted model, not a curated record. Bases 356 to 2773 code for a protein of 805 amino acids. The transcript has 3 exons. Gene Ontology annotation, molecular function: ATP hydrolysis activity; ATP binding. Lineage: Eukaryota; Fungi; Ascomycota; Dothideomycetes; Pleosporales; Didymellaceae.
UCGAUAAAGUGGACCCAGUGUAGAUCUGAAUGCGACCCGCACAUGCCCUGUCCAUCCUUCGCCCCAUCGCUUGUGCCCGUGAGAGUGCCUGAUAAUCGGAGGCAACCUGGUCAGUUGGAUCUGGUGUCUUGGGCGUGUGGCUGAAAUCUGAGCCCAAACGGGCCGCGCGGUCGCGUGCAUCUCAGCCCUGUGUUCGGUAGGCGCCCUACGUCACCGCAAGCGCGGCCAUAGCCUGGCGCGAUACGACACACUGAGCCUCAACUCAAACCAUGUUUGGGCACGGCACUGCCCCAUCCUGACACUCCCCCAGCACAUGAUAUAGUCGGCCAUUUGUGCGCCGUUCGCGAUCCAUACGAUGCGGGCCAACACAACACAGAAGGCGUACGACGAGGCGUUCCUGGCGUGCUCAACUGCCGUCUACUUCGAAAGUCAGCACAACGAGAAAGAGGCCCUGCGCUCAUGGAAGACGGCCCUCGACCACAUCUACUACAACAACGCCCGCCGCAACCCAACGACGUACCGCCCAUCAUCCGAGACAGAGAGGGCCCUGGUGGAGUCACUGCGGCAGCUGGAACUGCAAUGCAAAGAGCGUGUUGACCUGCUUGAGGCACUGAAGAAGAGCAGAGAAGAGUCGAAGGAGAGUCUGUCUAGCACCGAUGCCCAAGCCCCCACUCCCCCUCUCCACGGGGUGCCCUUGGGCUCGACCAACGCGAGUGGCUCGUCAGAGUGGCUCGGAGGAGGCUCGAUUCCACCUGUCGCUCAGAGCGAUCUCGCACGACCGCCACCGCUGCCUACCCGUCCCCCAAUGACACCUCGACAGAGCUCUGGCAACAUCUCGAAGCGACUCAACAGCCUGACGCAGACAAUGAGCAAUUCUACACUGAACGUCGCACCUUCGGAAAACAAGAAGUCGCGAACACCAUCGCCGGAGAAGAAGGGAGGGAGGAUGCUGAGGACAUUGAGGCCAAACAAGGAGGGAAGGCCAGCCUCGAAGAUGCCCAUGUCUAUGAGGUCGCGCCCUGAUGCUUCCAAGGCUGCGACGCUGGCUUUUGGGUCAAGGGCGGUUGCAUCAAGUUCAAGUCGACAGAGCUUGAGUGUCCCCAAAUCAUCAACGCCCCCUGUCAACGUUUCUCCCCGUACAUCGAUAGACAUGCCGACCGCGACACCUCAGCCAGAAGCAUCGCUUCCACAACCCUCGCCUCAUGAUUCGCCCAAACCAGCCCCGUUCUACUUCCAGACUCGCGAAGGAUCGGCGUCUGCUAACUAUGCCGUGCCAGCACCAAGGUGUGGCAGUGAUUCAGAGAAGCCGAAACCUCACCCAAUAUCCCGGAAAGCUGCACCUCCACCUCCACCAGUGCCAUCGAAGCCAGCCGAGCUGACUAAGAACCAAUCGUCCCAGGCGAGCUCUGCGCUUCCGCAUCUUCCUGCGUUUCCAUCUUAUCGAAAGGAAUACCCAACAACUCAGCUGGAUCCACGUCUUCUCGCGGCAUCCGCUGCAGCACGGUCGUAUAAUGACAUCGGCUCAACAAAGUACGGGAACAAGGAAAUCGAUACUACGCGCAGACCGUCUGGCGCGGCUCCGACGCCGAGCAACACCAGUAGAACCAGGAACGUGCGGAGAGAGCCAACACCCGAGCCGAUUCCGCUUGCUGAGGAUGAUUUCGACGACGAGCCUCGACCGCCGCCGCAUCGAAAGACCAGGAGACGCGGGGACUCGAUGCGCGCUGAUAUUCCUCCAAACCCAAAAGCUGAGUUUGGCGAAGGUGGUGAGCCAGAGGAGGAACCUGAUGAGUGGAAGAGGAAGACGGAAGAAGUAUUGAAGAACCUUCCCCGUGGCGUGGACAAGCAGUCGGCACAGAACAUCUUGAACGAAAUCGUCAUACAGGGAGAUGAGGUUCAUUGGGACGAUGUGGCGGGGCUGGAGAUCGCGAAAUCUGCACUCAAAGAGAACGUUGUGUAUCCGUUCCUCAGACCGGAUCUGUUCAUGGGACUACGAGAGCCUGCCAGAGGAAUGCUGCUUUUCGGGCCACCAGGCACUGGAAAGACGAUGCUUGCAAGAGCAGUGGCUACAGAGUCGAAAUCGACGUUUUUCGCGAUAUCGGCAAGCAGCUUGACCUCGAAGUUUCUUGGUGAAUCGGAGAAGCUCGUCCGCGCGCUUUUCUCUCUCGCGAAAAUGCUCGCCCCCUCCAUCAUAUUUGUCGAUGAAAUCGACUCUUUGUUGUCGUCGAGAGGAGGGUCUUCCGAACACGAGGCUACACGGCGCAUCAAAACCGAGUUCUUGAUUCAAUGGUCCGAUCUGCAGAAGGCAGCUGCUGGGCGAGAAACAAGCGAUAAGGACAGGGAGGCGGGCGAUGCAUCGCGCGUGCUUGUCCUUGCCGCGACGAACUUGCCUUGGGCUAUCGAUGAAGCUGCACGGCGCAGAUUCGUUAGGCGACAGUAUAUCCCAUUGCCGGAAGACUUUGUCAGGAAACAGCAAGUGAAGACGCUGCUGAGCCAUCAGAAACAUGAUCUGAGCGAGAAGGAUCUCGACCGUUUGAUUGCGCUCACUGAUGGCUUCUCUGGGUCUGAUAUCACUGCCCUUGCAAAAGAUGCGGCGAUGGGGCCCUUGCGCUCGCUGGGUGAGAGUCUUCUCACCAUGACGAUGGAUGAAAUCCGCCCGAUAUGCUUCCAAGAUUUCCAGGCCAGCUUGCGCACCAUCAGACCAUCUGUUAGUAAGCAGGGCUUGAAGGAGUUCGAGGACUGGGCCAGGGAGUUUGGAGAGCGCGGAGGGUAAAUACCGUGCGGCAUACUGUGCGCGCACCAGCCCUUCAAUGAGGCACGCGUAUUUGUCCAGCGUGGCCAAACUCAUCUAAUGCAAUGUGUUGCCCAGUGUAGAGGUCUACCCCACCUCCUGUGUUGACGACUGCUCCUUCCUUCCUGAGCACUCACUAUCAGGCUCGUGACGUAACGCCCCUCAGCCGCCGUCAGCUCUGCGGACUCUGGACCGAUGUUUACAUUG